Messenger RNA from Talpa occidentalis (Iberian mole), 2010 nucleotides. It is a transcript of the gene ACTR3B, whose product is annotated as actin related protein 3B. The transcript is spliced from 12 exons. The record is from RefSeq and is a predicted model, not a curated record. Gene Ontology annotation, molecular function: actin filament binding. NCBI's taxonomy places the organism in Eukaryota, Metazoa, Chordata, Mammalia, Eulipotyphla, Talpidae. The coding region runs from base 111 to 1367 and encodes 418 amino acids. Gene Ontology annotation, cellular component: actin cortical patch.
CCGCGCAUCCGGGCCCUGGGGCGGCGCUGCGGAGGCCGGAGCAGGCGGCGCGGCGCGCGGACGGCGGCGGGGCCUCGGGGCCGCCGGGGGCCCGAUCGGCGCGGCCGAGCAUGGCGGGCUCCCUGCCUCCCUGCGUGGUGGACUGCGGCACCGGGUAUACCAAGCUUGGCUACGCAGGCAACACUGAGCCCCAGUUCAUUAUCCCUUCAUGUAUCGCCAUCAGGGAGUCAGCAAAGGUGGUGGACCAAGCGCAGAGGCGAGUGCUGCGGGGGGUCGACGACCUGGACUUCUUCAUCGGGGAUGAGGCCGUUGACAAGCCCACCUACGCCACCAAGUGGCCGAUUCGACAUGGGAUCAUCGAAGACUGGGACCUCAUGGAGAGGUUCAUGGAACAAGUGAUCUUCAAAUACCUUCGAGCAGAGCCUGAGGAUCAUUAUUUUUUAAUGACAGAACCUCCACUGAAUACCCCAGAAAAUAGAGAAUAUCUGGCAGAAAUCAUGUUCGAAUCAUUUAAUGUACCGGGACUCUACAUAGCAGUGCAGGCAGUGCUGGCCUUGGCUGCGUCCUGGACGUCCCGGCAAGUCGGCGAACGUACGUUGACGGGGAUUGUCAUUGACAGCGGGGAUGGGGUGACCCACGCCAUCCCAGUGGCCGAAGGCUAUGUAAUUGGAAGCUGCAUCAAACACAUCCCGAUUGCAGGUAGAGAUAUUACGUAUUUCAUUCAACAGCUGCUAAGGGAGAGGGAGGUGGGAAUCCCUCCUGAGCAGUCACUGGAGACCGCAAAAGCCAUCAAGGAGAAGUACUGCUACAUUUGCCCGGACAUCGUCAGGGAGUUUGCCAAGUACGACGCGGACCCCCGCAGGUGGAUCAGGCAGUACAUGGGCAUCAACGCUGUCAACCAGAGGCGCUUCGCCGUGGAUGUUGGCUACGAGCGCUUCCUGGGGCCCGAGAUCUUCUUUCACCCAGAGUUUGCCAACCCAGAUUUCAUGGAGUCCAUCUCCGACGUCGUCGAUGAAGUCAUCCAGAACUGCCCCAUCGACGUGCGGCGCCCGCUGUACAAGAACGUCGUCCUGUCCGGGGGCUCCACGAUGUUCCGGGACUUCGGCCGGCGCCUCCAGAGGGAUCUGAAGCGGGUGGUGGACGCCAGGCUCCGGCUCAGCGAGGAGCUCAGCGGCGGCCGCAUCAAGCCCAAGCCCGUGGAGGUCCAGGUGAUCACGCACCACAUGCAGCGCUACGCCGUGUGGUUCGGCGGCUCCAUGCUCGCCUCGACGCCCGAGUUCUUCCAGGUCUGCCACACCAAGAAGGACUACGAGGAGUACGGCCCCAGCAUCUGCCGCCACAACCCGGUCUUUGGCGUCAUGUCCUAGUGUGGGCGCCGCGGGGCGCGGGCGGCCCCGAACCCCUCGUCGCCAGUGCAUGAGGCGCGGCUGGAGUCCGCCCGGCGGGGCCGUCCAGCAGGGCCACCGCGUGGAGUGUGCGCGCCCCUGCCCCUCCGCCUCCUCCCGGCUUCCAGUGACCCCCGGCUCCGAGGGCGUUCAGCCUGGCCAGAAAGCCCAGAGCUGGCGCAGUAGCCCCCCGGGACAGAGUCAGGGCGACCUCCCGCCCCUCCCAGCCUAUUUUUGUAAAUAAAAUGUUAUAAACUUGCAAUACAAAUGGAUGUUUAUAUUUCCUAUCAUUUUGUAUUAUGGUCUUUGGUACAACUGGCCGAUCUGAGCACGAGAGACGCUGGUGUCCGGGUGCUGUGGUCCGUCCGUCGUCGUGCGGCGUGUCCUGGUGUGUGCAGAGGCGAACAGGCCGGCCUGGGAGCUGCCCCACGAGCCCGCUGGCCACGGCCGCCCCUAAUGGGAGUGCUGGGCGCCGAAGGCCGCUGCAGGGGACCGUCUCUUUGUUCCCUGUGUGACCUUUCUGGAACUGUUCUGCAGGAGACGCCGGUUUGCUGUUGGUGAUGUUGGAUGAAGCACGACCUUGCACUGUUGUAAUAAAGCGUAGACUCUUUGUAAAGAUUUCCCG